This is a messenger RNA of Pistacia vera, 1563 nucleotides long. Its product is annotated as anamorsin homolog. Gene Ontology annotation, biological process: iron-sulfur cluster assembly. Gene Ontology annotation, cellular component: cytoplasm. Gene Ontology annotation, molecular function: iron-sulfur cluster binding. The record is from RefSeq and is a predicted model, not a curated record. Bases 446 to 1276 code for a protein of 276 amino acids. The transcript is spliced from 8 exons. Lineage: Eukaryota; Viridiplantae; Streptophyta; Magnoliopsida; Sapindales; Anacardiaceae.
AAACAAAAACAAUUUUUUUCUUUUAUCUCUUUCCUUUAAUUAUUUUUCCUUCUUCCUCUUUCAUUCAUUUCCAUUUUGAAACAAAAUUCCUCUUUCACUAAUUUUCUCUCUUCCCUGUCCUACUAUUGGAGCAAAUGGAGGAGGGCGAUUAGCGAUUUUGUGUAAUUGGUUUAUUAUUAUUUUUUUUCUGGAGAUUGGUGGUGGAGGAGACUCUCUAUGAUUCAAGCAAACGGGGUUUAAGAGGAAGAAGGUGGGCUACGUCACGUGGCCCGCCAAUGGUGAUGACGUGGCCAAAACAAAACAAUAAAGAGAGUCGGCAGGUACACAGAAAUUACAAAACAAAAACCGCUGCGAUUUGUUUUAGGUACAUUCCAGAAGCCAACACCAAGAACCGAAAACAUAAACCAAAUCUAAAAUCUCUUCUGGGUUUUGAAGAUUCAAUCACAUGGAUACGGCGAAGAAGAGCGUUGUGCUUGUCUUUACAGACGAUCAAGCUUUUUGUGUGAGUUCGAUUUUUAAUGCAACGAGAGAGCUCAGGGAUGAAGCAGAGGAAUACUGUGAUCCUCACAUUAUCACUGAAGCAUCUUCAAUAAGUCAGUUGCCAAUGGAGUCCAACUCUCUUGACCUUGUUAUAUCUAUUAGUACUUCACUUGAAUUUCCUGAUGAUAGGAUGCUUGGCGAAAGCUCGAGAGUUCUGAAACCCAGUGGAACAAUCUUGCUUUACAAGAAAUUUAAGUCUGAGGAAGGGAAUGCCGUUAAGGCAUUCUCGGCUCUUGAGCGCAAGUUAUUGUUAGCCGGAUUUGUAAAUGCAGUUCAUUUUGACCUAAAAUCAGUUGUAGCAGCUGUAAAUGUUCACUCGUUUGGGCUGAAGGGUAAGAAGCCUUCCUGGGAAGUUGGGUCUUCCUUUGCUCUGAAGAAGGCACCUAAAAGUUUAUUGAAAGUUCAAUUGGAUGAUGACUCUGAUUUGAUCGAUGAAGAUUCUCUCUUAACCGAAGAGGAUUUGAAGAAACCACAGUUACCACCUGUUGGUGACUGUGAAGUUGGAAGCACAAGGAAAGCUUGCAAAAACUGCACUUGCGGAAGGGCUGAGGCUGAGGAGAAAGUAGAGAAGUUAGGUCUGACUAUGGAUCAGCUGGACAAUCCUCAGUCAGCAUGUGGAAGUUGUGGAUUAGGGGAUGCUUUUCGAUGCAGCACUUGCCCUUACAAGGGUCUUCCGCCAUUCAAACUGGGAGAGAAGGUUUCGCUCUCUAGCAACUUUCUCGCUGCAGACUUUUAAAUACAAAUUUGUAGGUGGUUUUUUGCAUCUUGUGCUUGUGGGCUAUGGAUACAUUAACAAUAGGCACUGCCAAUGUAAGUUAAUAAUUUCAAGUUUUCUGAUUGUAGUACGUUCAUUUUGCGUUGUAGCUUUCAACCAUAAGACAACUAAUCGAAGUAGAUGAUAUAUAUUUUUUUUCUGGUACGCAUCUUGUACUUUCGAAAACUAGCCAGUGCAUAUGGCUGAUGAAACUACUUAAUUUCCUGAUUCUUGGUGAAAAUGGAUAAGCAAUUACACACUUGUUGAAA